This is a messenger RNA of Triticum aestivum (bread wheat), 4616 nucleotides long. Its product is annotated as putative ion channel POLLUX-like 2. The transcript is spliced from 24 exons. Gene Ontology annotation, biological process: monoatomic ion transport. The record is from RefSeq and is a predicted model, not a curated record. NCBI's taxonomy places the organism in Eukaryota, Viridiplantae, Streptophyta, Magnoliopsida, Poales, Poaceae. The coding region runs from base 221 to 2989 and encodes 922 amino acids.
ACUAGUCACCUUAUCCUCCGGCUAGCCGUUCGCGUGCAGCCGUUCUAUCUCUCGCCAAACAUUUUCUCUUGGAAGGCAUUCGUUUUCCUUUUGUCUCUUUGAGAAAAGUAUCUUCCUUGUAAGCCAUCCCGCAUCCGGGCAGUGUAAGUCAACCACUCCACUCCCGCGCGCUCCCCUCUCGCGGCUUCGGUUCUUCCGCCCGCCGCCGAUUGCUGCCGAGAUGAGGUCGCAGCUUGAUGCCGCCGCCACUGCGUCUUCGCCGCCGGCGUCCGCUCUCCGCCCCUGUCCGCCUCGGGCCCUCCUUAGGGUUUGCGCGUUCCCCGGGCGGUUCCGCGUCAGGCGCAGUGACGGGAUGAGGGUUAGCUGCUCGGCUAGCCAUCUUCCGAGCGGCAUCAAACGAGGAGGAGCAAGAGUGUUCAAAUCGGCAAAGAGAACAUGCGGAAAGGAGACGGAGUCUAAUGUGAACACGCCAACCACGUCGGAGGCAGAAAAUCACCUACACUUUCCUGUUAAGGGAAACAACAUGGUGAAUAUAGUAAGCAUCACAUUCUGCCUUCUACACAGAGUUGUUAUAGGCCAGAUGCAGUUAAUGAUGAAAUCAUUCCCCAGGAUAUCACAAAAUAUUACAAGUUUGCCAUUUGCUUGCAUAUCUGAUCCUAUUAGAACACCUGUGCCUCUUAAGCUAGAUGUGACUCUUCCACCACUGCCUGAUGUCAGAUGGAGUAUUUCACGCUUGUACUAUCUAUUCAAUACACAGCUUGACCGAAACAUUGCCUUGUCUAUUAUCACUUUGCUCGUCACAUGCUUUUCUAUUGUGUUCGUUGGAGGAUUGCUAUUUCAUAAGUUCAGGAAGAAAGAACAGCCUCUGGAGGACUGCUUAUGGGAAGCUUGGGCAUGUCUAUGUUCAUCAUCUACUCAUCUGAAACAAAGGACACGUAUUGAGCGUCUUAUUGGGUUCUUUCUUGCUAUCUGGGGUAUAUUGUUCUAUUCUCGUUUGUUAAGCGCGAUGACAGAACAAUUUAGAACCCAAAUGCAUAAGGUAAGGGAAGGAGCCCAGUUGCAGGUCCUUGAGGAGGAUCAUAUCGUUAUCUGUGGAGUCAAUAGUCAUCUGACGUCCAUAUUGAAUCAGUUGAAUAAGUUUCAGGAAUCAGCAAUUCGCCUAGGUACUGCUACAGCAAGGAAGCAGAGAAUUCUCCUUCUCUCGGAACUUCCCAGAAAGCAUAUUGAGAAGCUUGGAGAUACCAUAUCUAAAGAUUUAAAUCAUGUUGAUGUAUUCACCAAGAGUUGUAGCCUUAGCUUGACAAAAUCAUUCGAGAGAGCAGCAGCAAACAAAGCAAAGUCUAUAAUCAUCUUACCAUCAAAAAAUGAACGAUAUGAAGUGGAUACAGAUGCAUUUCUUUCUCUGUUGGCUCUCCAGUCUCUUCCACGAAUUGCAUUGGUUCCUACCAUUGUUGAGGCUUCUAACUCGACUACCAUCGAACUUCUGAAAUCAAUCACAGGCUUAAAUGUGCAACCGGUGGAGAUGGUUGCCUCUAAGUUGUUUGUGCAGUGCUCUAGGCAAAGGGGCCUUCUUAAAAUCUACAGACACUUGCUUAAUUCUCGCAAGAAUGUUUUCAACAUUUUCAGCAUUCCUGAAGUAGGAGGCAUGAAGUUUAAGGACGUGAGACUUAAAGUCCAAGAUGCAGUCGUUUGUGGUAUUUUUCGGUCUGGUGGGAUUCACUUCCACCCAGGUGACGUUGAAGUAUUGAAAGAAACAGAUAAAUUGCUUCUUAUUUCUCCUGUCUGCGGGAGGAUAAAAUCACAGUAUUCAGUUUUAAAUAUAUCUGAACGAACAGAUAAUUCAGUUAAUUACUCAGAACCAAAAGAGGGUCAAAGAUCUUCUAGUGUGGUUACUGAGCUGAAGGAAACGCGGCUAAAGAACAUUGUAGAGCGGCCGUCAAAAUCACUCUCUAAGAGCAGCGAAUGUACACUGGGACCAAGGGAAUGCAUACUUAUUGUUGGUUGGAGGCCAAAAAUUACCGAUAUGAUUCGAGAAUAUGAUAAUUACCUUGGACCUGGUAGUGUAUUGGAAAUAUUGUCAGAAACCCCUAUUACAGAGAGGACGAGUGUUGUCAACCCCCUUAUGCAGAGCCAACUUAAAAAUAUUAAAGUUACUCAUAAGGUGGGAUGUCCUAUGAACUAUGAUACUUUGAAGGAAGCGAUUAUUAACAUUAGGAAAUCUGCCAAGUGUGACAAAAAUGUUCCUCUUUCAGUCGUGGUGAUAUCCGAUAGAGACUGGCUCAUUGGAGAUACUGUACAGGCUGAUAAGCAAUUGGCAUAUACCCUUCUCCUUGCUGAAAAUAUUUGCCAGAAAAAUGACAUUAAGGUUCAGCAUCUUGUAUCAGAAAUUGUAGACACGGGGCUGGGAAAGCAAGUAAGAAUCUUAUUAUAUCUCAACUGCCCAGUUCAUCAAAUGUAUUUAAAUUUUGGAAAUAAGUUCCUACCUCUGCAUUUUAUGCAGAUAACUAGAAUAAGACCCUCCCUUUCAUUUAUUGGAGCAGAGGAAGUUAUGAGUCUUGUGACGGCACAAGUUGCGGAAUGUAGUGAGCUGAAUGAAGUAUGGAAGGAUAUUCUGGAUGCUGAAGGAGAUGAGAUUUAUAUUAAGGAAGUAGGACUGUACAUGAAGGAAGGAGAGAAAAUAUCAUUCACUGAGCUGUCUGAAAGGGCAGUUUUGCGUCGUGAAGUUGCCAUUGGUUAUGUUAAGGACCAGAAGCAGCAUAUAAAUCCUACGAACAAGUUGCAGCCACUUUCUCUUGAGAUGACAGAUUCACUCAUCGUGAUAUCAGAGUUUGAAGCUACUUUUCCAACGACUAUUUUCGACGGCUAUAUUUUCAACGGCUAUAUUCCAGGUCUAUAUAUACCACCCCUCCCACCUCUCAUUCACCAAUCCUGGUUGUGCCUUCUCAUUCCUCUUCUGAAUUCCUUUGUCUUCUCUCACACAACAGAAUGAUGAGUGGAAACAUUUCUUCUUUGGAUAUGCUCAUGAAUUCGUCGUCGUCUUCAUCUGACGACGACGAACUCAUUCUUGUAGCAUUCGCAGAGCGCGAGAAGGAAGAGCAGAGGAAUCGUCGACGCCAUGGCGGUUCCAAGCAUGGACAUCAGACAAUCAAUUGAGCAAGAGAUGCAGGAUUUAUUCUACUAUGGAAUGACUACUUCAAAGAGCAAGAGAUGCAGGAUUUGUUCUACUAUGGAAUGACUACUUCAAAGAAAGUCCUCGCUAUCCCGAAAACUUAUUUCGGCGAAGGUUCGUAAUUAGUACAUUUACUUAAUGUCUGCCUAUUUUUCACCUCCCUAUCUCAUUUACAUUUUUACGAAUAGGUUUAGGAUGUCCCGUAAUUUGUUUAAUCGCAUAGUUGAAACUAUACUUCAACAUGAUUAUGAUGGUUAUUUUACGCAAAAAAGAAGUGCUUGCGGACUUCUUGGGUUGCAUCCGUUGCAAAAGAUGACCGCAGCAAUGCGAAUGCUAACUUAUGGAAUAGCAGCUGAUAGUGCCGAUGACUACAUCCGGUCUGCAGAAGCUACUAAUCUAGAGGCUUGCAAGAAGUUUGUGAUCAAAAUUUGUGAAGUCUUUGGGGACCAAUACCUGAGAUCUCCAAAUGAAGAAGAUACUACAAGAUUACUUGCAAUAGGGGAGGAAAGAGGAUUCCCUAGUAUGUUAGGGAGUAUAGAUUGUAUGCACUGGGGUUGGAAAAGUUGCCUAAGAAAAUGGCAUGGCAUGUUUAAAGGUCAUGUGAAAGAGCCCACAAUGAUCUUGGAAGCAGUUGCUUCCCAAGAUCUUUGGAUUUGGCAUGCUUUCUUUGGUUUACCAGGGUCAAACAACGAUCUGAAUGUUCUUCAACGUUCUCAUGUGUUUGCAAAGCUAGCUGAAGGUGAAGCUCCAGAAGUGAAUUAUACCAUUAAUGGUCAUCAAUACACAAUGGGGUAUUACCUUGCAGAUGGCAUAUAUCCACGAUGGGCAACAUUUGUGAAGACCAUACCAUCUCCACAAACAAGAAAGAAGAAACAUUUUGCCCAAAGGCAAGAGGCGGCUAGAAAGGAUGUGGAACGAGCCUUUGGAGUUCUGCAAUCCCGUUUUGCCAUUGUUCGAGGACCUGCGAAAGGAUGGAAACGUAAAGAAAUCGGUGAUGUCAUGAAAGCUUGUGUCAUAAUGCAUAAUAUGAUAGUUGAAGACGAACGACACACUGGUUAGCAAAACAACACUUAUGAGGCAAUGGGAGAAAGAGUCAGGGUGUCCUCUACUCAUGCGGAAGAGCUGAGUGCAUUUAUUCAGAUGCAUCAGCAAAUUAGAAAUAAAGAUGAACAUUCUCAGCUUCAAGAUGAUCUGGUUGAGCACCUCUGGCAGAAGUUUGGACACGAAUGAUGUAGUACAAGUAACUUUGUAGUCUAUUUCCUUUCAUCUAGUUUUUCAUGUAUGCAUAAGAAAUAGUUGAAGUGACAAAUAGUUCAAGUCACAAAUAGUUGAAGUGACAAAUAAUUCAAGUGACAAAUAGUUCAAGUGAUAAGAAAUAGCAGACAGAACAACAAAUGAAGGUCAACCAGAUGUGUUCUGGCAGCGAGCAAUGAUCUCAUCUUGUUUA